AUGUCAGACAUUCCCCUUUCCACCCCUACUUAUGAGCCUGGCUCCUCCAUCACGGUAACUUCUACAAAUCAGUUCGAUAACCAGAGUGAUUUCAAAGAUUACAUUCUCUCCGCACUGCAUCAAGUCAAGGAGUAUCACGAGUUUGUGUUCAUCGACGUGCCUUCCUCUUGGGGAGAGGCCGUUUUACAGCUUAUCGAUGAGAGUAUCCCGUCUCGAAAAAGCUACAAUACUAUAACCCACACAUUACGAAUAAGAGUGGUGUUCACAUGGAUCCAUGACUGCGUCCAAGGCUGGCUCACAAAGCAACUGGUCGAGUGGCUGUUGAACGGUGACAUCACGCGAGAAGAAGAGUUGCUUUUACACCCGGGAGUUGGCACAACCCUUCAUUUCACGACCGGCCCCUACAGUGGCUCCAGGAAAGAGCCGGACCUUUUCUUCCAAGUCAACGAUCACAUCCUCCCAACUCUUGUCGUAGAGUGUGGCUGGAGUGAUUCGAAGGGACGAAUUUACGACGACAUGAACCUGUUGUUGGUGGGAGGCAAUGGCUCUAUCAAGAUUGUCAUCAUCGUCAAAUGGGCAAAGUUGCGAGGAAGUCGCGUCUCAGGGACUGUCGAGCUCUUCAUGAGAGAUCGAAACGACAUCCCUAUCUUGAAACAAAUCGAGAUACGUAUAUUCGAGGCUUUUUCAUCGAUGUUCUACUUACUUAUCGCAUGGUAUUUAUAUAUACAGACUGUCUUCCCACGCCCUACCACUACGAAUCUCCAACGACUAGAGAUCCGACGAGGUGAUCUUUUUGGUGACGCACUGUUAGCCGGUCGCAACCGGAAUGAUAUCCUUUACCUGGAUGUUGAGCGAUUGCGUGACCAUGCUACCAGAAGUCUCAGAUUCAUGAACCUUGUUCCUGCUUAG
Paecilomyces variotii is the source of this 909-nucleotide messenger RNA. RefSeq lists its product as hypothetical. Bases 1 to 909 code for a protein of 302 amino acids. The record is from RefSeq and is a predicted model, not a curated record. The transcript is spliced from 3 exons. NCBI's taxonomy places the organism in Eukaryota, Fungi, Ascomycota, Eurotiomycetes, Eurotiales, Thermoascaceae.